AUGCUGCCAAAGCGUCGUAUUCAGCAGCUCGAUAUUGCGUCCCGUAAGGGCUACGACGCCAUCUUCAAUUCCAACUUUCUUGAGGACGUUCCAGAGGCCGUUGAGCAGUAUGGAUGCUCGCGCGUCCUGCUCCUGGCUAGUAAAAGCCUCGCUACCACCACGGACCGGAUCUCAGCGCUACAAUCCGCUCUGAAAUCUAAACUGGUGCAUACGAAGCUUGGAAUGGGCAGCCACACUCCCUAUGCUGACGUUCGCGAUCUCGCAACGUCCGUCCAACAACUUCAGAUUGACUGCUUGGUCAGCGUCGGGAGCUGCUCCUAUAGCGAUGCCAGCAAGAUUGCGUGCCUAUUAGCCGCAAAUCUCGAGCCUGGGUUUGGCGUGGACGAGAUGGAAGCCCUCGUCGACAGCCAACGAGGAAUCGCAGAUACCAGGGACGGCCAGCCGCUCGUGGCCCGAUCAUGCCGCCUUAUCACAGUGCCGACCAGCCUGUCUGCAUCGGAAUGGAACGCCGUGAGUUCCGCUGUCAACAGUCAAGGCAAGAAGCAGCAUUUUGGUCGGUGGGAAGAAGGUCAGCCGGACCUCAUUCUGAUGGACCCUGCGCUCGCCGGUACCAGCCCGGAGAGGUUAUGGUUGAGCAGCGGCGUACGCUGUGUGGAUCAUUGCGCCGAACUACUUUGUAACCCCUUGUCGAGUGAGGCGGGGUUUGAAGGCGUGCAGGCCCACGCUGAGAAUGGACUGCGCUGCAUGAUCAUUGGAUUGACUCAAUAUAAGACCGCGAAGAGCAAGAAACCGGCCCAGCAACCUGAUGACGAAUCACUACUCCGGGCUAUCUCUGAAUCCCAGUACGGCUCAAGAGAGGCGUUAACGGGCUUGUUGGUGUGGAGGGUUCCGAUGGGCCCAAGUCAUGCUAUAGGACACCAGCUUGGUUCAGUUGCUCAUGUCAUGCACGGGAUUACCAGCUGCAUCAUGCUUGCGCCAGUUUUGCGCUGGCAAGCGGCUCAUCUCAGCCUUCCCCACUACAAGAAUGCCCAGACCAGAAUCCUCGAAAUCUUCAAUGAGGCAUUGGGUUGGCAAGAGUCCUCUGCCGCGAAUGCCAUAGAGAAAUUUGUCAAGACCCUAGGUCUCUCCACCACUCUUCAAGAGGUCAACGUGAUAUCCGACGAGCAAGUUGAAGAAAUUGCCGAGAAGACCAUGACGGAUGUUUGGGGCGGUGGAAAGCGGCAAAUGGAGUUUGAAGACGUGAUGGAGGUGCUGAAUAUGGCGAGAGCAUAG
Messenger RNA from Capronia epimyces CBS 606.96, 1272 nucleotides. RefSeq lists its product as uncharacterized. NCBI's taxonomy places the organism in Eukaryota, Fungi, Ascomycota, Eurotiomycetes, Chaetothyriales, Herpotrichiellaceae. The record is from RefSeq and is a predicted model, not a curated record. The transcript is spliced from 3 exons. Bases 1 to 1272 code for a protein of 423 amino acids. Gene Ontology annotation, molecular function: alcohol dehydrogenase (NAD+) activity; metal ion binding.